AUUUUAGGAAACGUUUUCCGAGUUCCAGGAUAAAGAACAAGCGCGAAACAAUAAACGGCCAUAUUUGGCCCCUCCUUCACCCGCCAUUUUAAACGCUAUCAGAGAUCCAUCUCUUUCUCUCUCUAAUCAGAGAUCCUUCUCUCUCUCUCUAACGUAUCUGAGAAGCCUCUCUGUCUUACGCUCCCACAGGAUGGCCCUCAGUCUCACAGGGCGCCUCUGUUUUGUUCGUCCAAAGGAAAACCUCGUUUCUCUUUCUACUCCCAUAUUAAACCCACGAUUCUCUCGCUCCCUCCCUCUUCUCUCUUGUUCCAAUCAUAAUGUUCGAGGUUUACGACCUGCUUGGCCAAAAUCUAGGGUUUCUGCAAUCUCUGCUUCUACUGAGGGCUCAUCUUCUACUGGGUCUGAAGAUAUUGCAACCUUGUUAGAAGGGGUGGAAGUUUAUGAUUUGAAUGGAAAUGCAGUUCCCAUAACUAAUUUGUGGAAAGAGAGAAAGGCCGUAAUUGCUUUUGCCCGCCAUUUUGGAUGUGUUCUUUGUCGUAGACGUGCUGCUUUUCUUGCUUCCAAAAAGGAGAUAAUGGAUGCUUCAAAUGUGGCUCUUGUUCUGAUAGGACCUGGGAGUGUUGAUCAGGCAAAUGCGUUUGUUUUGCAAACACAGUUUAAAGGAGAGGUUUAUGCUGAUCCCACACAUUCAUCAUUCAAGGCAUUAAAAUUUGUUUCUGGCGUAUUAACCACAUUCACUCCAGCGGCAGGAAAAAGUAUAAUUCAGUCAUAUCUUGAAGGUUUCAGGCAAGACUGGGGGCUUUCAUUUGAAAAGGACACUGUGGCCAGAGGUGGUUGGCAGCAAGGAGGAAUAGUAGUUGCUGGUCCUGGUAAAAGCAAAAUUACAUACAUGCACAAGGAUAAAGAAGCUGGAGAUGACCCACCUAUUGAAGAUAUUCUAAAAGCAUGCUGCAUGCCACAGUUUGCACAAUAAUGUAUCUGUUUCAAUUAGGCAUGGCGACGUACUGCUUUAAAGAAUAUUCUUAUAGUUUAUCCCACUUAAAUUUAUCUAAUUUCACCAUUUAGUGUCUAUUUUAAUGGUUUUCUUAUCAUUAAAUUUGGAAACUUUCUUACAUUGUGGCUUGUAUCUUUUUAUUUUUUACAAUCAAAUUUCCUCCGAAACACAAUCUUAAAUGUAAUUGGAAAGUCAUUUCAGGGUGUUUCCACGCUUGAUUAAGUUAUAGUUGAACAGAUUCAUGAUAGUAAUUAUUGUAAUGUAUUCAGCAGGAUAAACAAAGUUUCAGAGCUCCUGGCUUCAAGUAACAAAAGCUGCCUAUCAAUAGUACUACCCCUCAUUACAUGCUUUUAUUCAUCUUUCAUUUAUCUGUUAUUUUUUUCUUCUCUCUCUGAAACUUGCAAACUAGAUAACCAUGUUAGCCACGUUGCUGUUAUAGCUAGAAGUUCAUGAUAGAUAUGUGAGACUGGCUUGGAUUUGGUUAGCCUGAUGUGCUUAACCAACAGUGUUUCUGAUUUUCUGGUGCUUGUUAAUCCAGGAAUUUUUGAGAACUUACAUUAAUUAUAAAAAGAAGCCAUAUUAUUCACCCAUAAAUCUCUCCAAGGAAUAGUAACUAAGGUACCUCCAAGCAUAUGAAGAAUGAAAUACGUUUACAUGCGAGUGUAAACUACAAUGCUGCUGAUACACAUACCUUUAUUAGAAAUAUGUGAACAGUACGGUCACCCUUCUGCAUAGCUUUUACUCUGGUCCCAUAAACUUCCAUCUUCCCAUUUUUCCUUCUGUUCUCUGUCUGAUCAACUCUCCAGGUUCCUUGGCUCUUAUCUCAUCUUAGCUAUCUUUAGUUUUCUGCUUGUUACUUGUACAUUCCAGCUAAAUAGGUCCUGCAUGUACAAUGUGGAAUCUGAUACUUGUUAGCCACUUGCUUAUUUUGCUUGGUUUUAUUGCUAAAAUGCAGCUGAUGUUGUGAAUUCUUUCUUAGGGUUUGUUUUGUUGACUUUUGGAUGGAUUGAAAUGCAAGCUAGCUGCUCAGUGAAAGAGAGUUGUUAUUUAUGGAACAGAAAUUGAUGUAGAUAUGAUGCAGUAAGUUCCUUGGCCAAAUUGUUGGAGCACUUGAUUGCAUUGUUUAUGUGCCUUUGAUAUUGCAUCUCUCUGUAUAUACUCCUAAUAUUUUGUAUAGAAUCCCGACUUUUAUAUGUAAA
Amborella trichopoda is the source of this 2193-nucleotide messenger RNA. Its product is annotated as thioredoxin-like protein AAED1, chloroplastic. Lineage: Eukaryota; Viridiplantae; Streptophyta; Magnoliopsida; Amborellales; Amborellaceae. Gene Ontology annotation, cellular component: chloroplast. The record is from RefSeq and is a predicted model, not a curated record.